Messenger RNA from Symbiodinium necroappetens, 389 nucleotides. The record is from the annotation of a GenBank genome assembly. NCBI's taxonomy places the organism in Eukaryota, Dinophyceae, Suessiales, Symbiodiniaceae.
GUCUUGGCUCCAAGAGGGCGUCUUCGACCUCCCGGAGUGGAUCGAAGCAGUCGACCGCCGGGAAGCAGUCCUUGCAGCGCGUCUCUUCGAAGCUCCGAAAAGGCUCCAAGGAAAAGAGGCCAGGGCACAUCCGCCCCAAAUGUGACAUUCUCCUUCACGUGAAGCCGCCCCUGGCAGAGGGAUCCGUGUUCUAUCGGAGCGCCAACGGGUGCUUCUUGACAAGUGAGCGCAUCGCUCCCAAAGCUAUUGUUGCGGUAACCAUCCGCGAGACGCAAGAGCGGGUUGAGAUGCAGGUGAGAGCUGAGCUCACGUGGCAGCACCAUGACUGGUGCAUUCAUAAGGUGGCAUCAGCAGAUCCGGAGUUUGACAAGCAGUUCUUUGCCGAGUGA